Molecule: messenger RNA, 542 nt
Organism: Vicia villosa (hairy vetch)
Lineage: Eukaryota; Viridiplantae; Streptophyta; Magnoliopsida; Fabales; Fabaceae
Exons: 2
Coding region: 112-450 (112 amino acids)
Molecular function (GO): phenylpyruvate tautomerase activity
Source: RefSeq, a predicted model, not a curated record
CAUCCUAGAGGAGGAAGAUGAGAAGGAAAAAAAUUGAACAUAAUUAGUCAACUUGUGUUCCAAAUCUUGAAACAGAGAUCUAUCAACCACAUACUUAAAAAGAGGAAGAAGAUGCCUUGCCUUUACAUCACAACCAAUCUUAGCUUAGAUGGAAUUGACACUGAUCCCAUCUUUUCUGAAGCCACCACUGCUAUCUCCAAAAUUAUCGGAAAACCCGAAAAGUUUGUGAUGGUGCUAUUGAAGUCAUCAGUGCCAAUAUCAUUUGAAGGAAACAAAGAACCAGCUGCUUAUGGUGAGAUAAUAUCAAUGGGAGGUAUAGAUAAACAAGUGAAGAAGAAACUCAUUGAUACACUUGGCACAAUAUUGCAGUCAACACUCUCUAUUCCCAGAACACGUUUUUUUCUCAAAGUCUUUGAUACCACUGCUUUUCCUACACGCUCCAAAAUUUAAUGAUUUCAUAGUUGUAGUACAAUAGUCACAAGAUUGUACUCUAAUAAUCAUCACAAUUUGUUUUUAUGGAGUUAUUGUUAAGCAUUAAUAAA